AUGGUGAAGGAGAAAAGAAGCCGGCGCAAGUCCCAGUCCAUAUCCACGGGCAAGGCAAAUUCGGUUUUGUCAGAUAGAGACAUUGACCUGGAGGCUGAGGCUCUCGUUCGGGAAGUUUACCGCCGAUUAGAACGCGACACAGUAUCAAAUGUCAUAUGCGAUCGACACCUCCCCGCCGCUCUCUCGGGCGACGAUGUCCAGGACUACGUAUUGAGUAACGCCGGGUACCUUUAUACGGCGCUGUUAUACAUAUAUUGCGGCAUUCAAGCGCUCCCGAUCUCGUCUCCUGA
Messenger RNA from Clonostachys byssicola, 290 nucleotides. Lineage: Eukaryota; Fungi; Ascomycota; Sordariomycetes; Hypocreales; Bionectriaceae. The record is from the annotation of a GenBank genome assembly.